ACAUCGCCUGUCGUGUGGUUCAAAUCGUUCUUAAACAUUCUAAAAACAAUCAAAUUGGAUUAUUCUCUAUUACAAAAUAGUAUUUAACUAAAUCAACUUUACCCAAUUUUGUGAAUUGUGUUGAAAAAAUGCAAAAAAAUGCUUUUAAAGCUACUUGAACUUCCAUUUGUGCUGGUGCUGUGCUUGCAAAUAGUGUCCGUGAAAGGAUCUCAGUAUAAUGUGGAGCAGCGGGCCCAGCUUGUGAGACAAUCGAACGAUAAUUUGCUCAUCGAGGCAGCAAAGGAUCAGAAUGUGACCUUCCGGUUGAUGGGCGAGUCGGCCACCGUGACCAUCAACGAUGUGGAUAUGAUGACGUUGCUCCGGCGACGGCAACGGAUCAUUGCCGAUCGCCAGGCGGCGGCUCGAAGGGAACCACUAUCGAUGGACGUCGUCAAGGAUCAGUUCCGGGAUGUGGAUCGCAAAAUGAAGCGGAUCCAGCGAAGGGUCUUCAAUGCGAAUAACUCCACGCGAAGGAGUGGGCUCAAUCAACGCAUCCUGCGUCGACAGUUGCAGCGCGUGGAACGCGUCUCGGGAAUCCUGAGAACCCUACUCUCGAAUCUGGAAAAGAAUGAGUGCAAGUCCAUGCCGUGCCAGAACGGCGGAACCUGCCACGACGCCUACAAGGCAUUCCAGUGCGAGUGCACUUCGGGUUGGCAAGGUGAUACAUGUGAGGAGGAUGUGAACGAGUGCGUCACCUUGGCUGGCACGGAUCUUGCCGGAUGCCUAAACAAUGGCCAGUGCAUAAACACUCCCGGAGGCUAUCGAUGCGUUUGCCGAAAUGGUUUCUCCGGCAGUCACUGCCGCCUUCGGAGCAAUUCCUGCUCCGGCAUUGGAUCCCGGGAACUGUGCGGCGAGCACGGCACCUGCAUCCAAGCUGGCAAUUCCAACGGCUAUGUGUGCAUCUGCGAUCAGGGAUGGACGUGGGCGGAUGCCAAUGUGACCGCCGCCAGUCCAAGUGCCUGCACCCGGGAUGUGGACGAGUGUGAGCCGCGUGUGAAUCCCUGCCACGACGUGUGCAUCAAUCUGCCGGGCAGCUUUCGCUGCGGUCCCUGUCCGCCGGGGUACACGGGUGACGGACGCUUCUGCCGGGACAUAGACGAAUGUGCCGGCGAGGACAACGGCGGAUGCAGCCUGCAGCCCCGGGUGUCCUGCACCAACACGGAGGGCUCGCAUCGCUGUGGCCGCUGUCCACCGGGCUGGACAGGCGACGGACGCACUUGCAAGGCCGCCGACUCCAACUCCUGCAACGAUGAGAGGAUUUGCCAUCCGCUGGCCAAGUGCGAGUACGUCUCCGACACGGUGGUGUGCACCUGUCCGCUGGGCAGCUUUGGCCAUGGCUACGGCGCCGAUGGCUGCACCACGGACUCCAGCCGGCAGCCCUGCGAACAGCAUCCCUGCCAGAACAAUGGAACCUGCGUGCAGAACGGAAGGGGAACCACCUGCAUAUGCCAGCCUGGAUACACGGGCGCCGUGUGCAACUCGUCGGAUGCCUGUCAUCCGAGCCCCUGCCUAAAUGGCGGAACCUGUCGCCUGUUGCCGAAUAACAAGUACCAGUGCGUUUGUCCACGCGGCUACACCGGCACCACCUGCUCCCAUCAGCGAUUCUUUUGCGGAGCAACAAUCCAGGGGCCCACGGGCCAGCUGCAUUUCCCGCCCAACACGGCCGACGGUGACUACCAGGCGGACGAGCGGUGCCCAUUCAUCGUGCGCACCACUGUUAACCAGGUGCUUAACCUAACCUUCACCCAGUUCGAUCUGCAGGACAGCACCGAUUGCACCGCCGACUUUCUGCAGCUGCACGACGGCAACUCGCUAUCUUCGCGCCUAAUUGGCCGCUUUUGUGGCUCCCGUUUGCCCAUGGGGAACGGUAGUGUGAUCACCAGCCAGGAGCAGGUCUUUUUCUGGUUUCGAUCCGACAAUGAGACGCAGGGAAAAGGAUUCCACGUCACCUGGAACUCUCUGCCGUUCUCCUGCGGCGAAACCAUUAACCUGACACUGACGCAGACCGGCGUUCUGCGGUCUCCGGGCUAUCCAGGUCAAGCCCGACCGGGUCUCGACUGUCGCUGGCAACUGACGGCGCCCUUUGGCAGCCGCUUGCUCCUUCGCUUCUACGAGAUUAAGCUGGGUACCACCGAAGCAGACGCCAAGAACUGCAGUCAGGAUUCCCUCACUGUUUACGACUCGGACCUCAAGCUGCUUCAGGCCUGCCAAUCCCUGCAGCCCCCACCGCUGUAUAGCUCAUCGAGCAGCCUGCGUAUGGACUUCCACACGGAUGCAUUGCGUUCGGAUAGCUCCUUUCAGAUGCACUACGAGGUGGUGCCGGGUCGGCCAGGAUGCGGAGGCGUCUACACGGCGUCGCGAGGUCGCAUCAGUGGAAAAUUGGACGCCGAGGUCUGUCUCUAUCUGGUAGAGCAGCCGCGGGGAACACAAGUACAGCUGGUGUUCGAUCAGGUACACCUGUUGCAGACAGAAAAUUGUAAUAUCCAGAAGAUCGAGAUCUUUGACGGAAGUACGGUUGAUUCGCCACUUAUGCGACGCGUUUGUGGUCAUCCAGAGUCCAGUGAAUUGGAACCACUGAUAUCCACGAAAAAUGUGAUCCUAGUGCGCUAUGAAUACUCAUUGAGUGGCUUGAAGCUGAAAACAGCCUUUGUGUUGAGUUAUACCAGAGUGUGCACUGGUAGCUUUGACAGCACUACUGGCAUCAUUAGUACCCCAAACUACCCGGGUUCGUAUCUCGACGACAUGACGUGCACCUACAACUUGACUGGACCGCUUGAUACAGUGGCUGAAAUCAAAAUCACAGACCUAUCGCUGGGCACUGCCACUAAUGGAAACGAAACCACUUAUUUAGAUGUAUAUUUGGGUAUUCGUGAUGAAAAGAGGCAUUUUGAAAAGUCAACGUAUAACCUUUCCCUGAUAUCACACACAAAUCGGGCUAGUCUGGUCUUCCACGGAUCCGGUAGUGGCCGUGGAAUGCGAGUGGAAUACGAGUUUGUGCUUAAUAAUUGUGGAGGAUUCCUCACCGAAUCCGACAGGAGACGGGUCAGACAUACACACACCACAUUUUGUCAGUGGUUUAUUGAUGUUCCAGGAAGAAAACGAAUUAUUGCUCACUCUAUAAUUGCAAGACCAACAUACUCCAUUUAUGACAAUAGCACAAGUCCAGCGACUUUGUUAAACACUUAUUCGAGUAGUGUGGAUGAUGUGUUUGAUGGAGAUCUUUUGACUAUAAGUAUGUUUAACGAAAACAGAUAUGGCAUUUUAAUGCUUGGAUUUGAAAUGGUUGAGCAAGAUGAGUGUGGAGGAACAUUCACAGGGCGCUAUGGCUACAUAAAAUCUCCAAAUUGGCCAAAGGCAUAUGGAGAAAACCAAAAAUGUGAAUGGAUCUUACGAGCACCGCUUGGUCACCGUCUCGAAUUGGUGGUGCAAAACUUUACACUAGAAUCAUCAUUCGCUGACCUUCGAUGCACGACCGACUGGCUGGAAAUCAGAAACGGAGAUUCUGGUUCGUCGCCGCUUAUUGGUCGGUAUUGUGGUACUAAUAUCCCUAGUCGGUUACCCUCGUAUAGCAAUGCAAUGCAUCUGGAAUUCCAUUCCGAUAGAAGCAUAGAGACCAAGGGAUUCCUUCUAAAGUGGCAGCAAACCGGAACCGGAUGUGGCGGCAAACUAAGCUCAUCCACGGGGAGCAUUCAUUCGCCGCAUUCAUUGGCGGGAAAUCGUGGUGUUUUGGCCUGCGACUGGCAGAUUGUUGUGGCCGAGGGAUCCAGGGUGAACCUGCAGCUUGAGAGCAGCGACGCGCGUCUUUGCCUCGGCCAACUGAGCAUAUACGAUGGCCCCACUAUUGCCAGCAACAAAAUGGUAAUUCGUUGCAACGGAACAAGCGCCGAACCGCUGCAGUCCACCGGAAAUCGCGUCCUUGUCCGUUACGACGUGAGCCAUGAGUCACCCGACGGCACCGACUUCCUCUUGAACUACCAAACGAAUUGUCGAGUUCGACUCGAAAACCUGGCGGGUGCCAUUGAAACGCCCAACUUCCCGGAGAAUUAUCCGCCAAAUCAGGACUGCGAAUGGGACAUUCGCGCUGGCGGACGAAAGAAUCAUUUGCAGCUUGUCUUCUCGCAUCUUAACCUCGAGGGUUUCAAUUCUGACUGCACCUAUGACUUUGUGACGCUGACAGACAUGCUGGACGACGAGAUUCUAAGUAAGGUUAAUUUAUGCAGCUUCAAUGGCUUGCUGCCCACCGCAACUGUCGGCAAUCGGCUGCUUCUUCGCUUCAAGAGCGAUUUCUCACAACAGGAGCAGGGCCUCCGGGUCGAGUACAAGCGACUAGGAUGUGGAGAUCAUUUCCACGCAGCAGGCGGAACGUUUGAAUCGCCAAAAGCUCCCUUCAGCGUGGACAUGGACUGCGUGUGGAUCAUCACAGCAUCGGAGGGCAAUCAAAUUCGCCUCUUGCUGCAUGAAGUCCACUUCGAGGCGCCACAGGGCGAGUGCUUGGAGGCGGAUUCAAAGCUCUCCGUAUCUGCAACCAGUGGAUUCAACUCCUCCGUGAUGCUGUAUCAGAGUUGCCACGAGGAGUCGCAGACUCAGACAUUCACCUCUCCGGGAAAUGAGCUGAAAGUUCACUUUGUAAGCAGCUCGGCGCCGUCGAGGAAAUUCUUUAGGGCCAGCUAUGUUCAGGUGCCAGCCAGUUGUGGCGGUUACAUCAGUGCCAGCAGCGGUAUGUUAACCACUCCCGGUUUUCACAAUCUUCAGGACAGCAGCAACGUCGCCAAUUACUCAUCAAACGUGGAGUGCGUAUGGACUGUGGAAGUAACUAAAAGCUAUGGCAUGAGACUGCGUUUCGAGCAGUUCAACCUAACGAAUUCGGCCAACUGCUCACUUAGUUUCGUGGAACUCACUAAGCUCACGUCGGACGACCAAGAGGAAUUCCUGGAGAAGCCCUGUGGUGACGAUGCGCCCAUGAUCCGGCUAGUUCACGGACAGAAGCUGCGUGUCCGGUUCAAAGCCCAAGCGGGAACUUGGGGCCGGUUUGCCAUGCACUUCGAGCGCACAUGUGGUGGUCCACUUGCCACCGGGGAGGGCUAUUUGCAAUCCCGGCUAGACGAGGACUGCGACUGGCUGAUCUCCUCACCUGAGGGCAGCAAACUUGCCCUUAACAUCAAUCAGCUAGAGUGUCCAUUAUGUGCCGUAGGCUCGGACAAUUGCCCGGUCCUUAAGCUGAUCAACGACGAUGAUCAGGUGGUACUCUAUCAAUUGUGUCGCGAUCACAAUGCCAAUUUAGUUGUCCCCGCCAACAAUGUACGCAUCGAGACCAAAGGGAUUAGGCUGCAGGCGCAGUACAGCACCUUUGAGAACUCGUGUGGGGGAAACAUCACGUCUGUCCGUGGCAGCCUCAGUUCGCCCAACUACCCGGACAGUUAUCCGGCCAACGUUGAGUGCGUCUGGACCAUCGAGGUGCGUCCGGGAAAUGCUCUGGAAAUCAACUUUGACGCCAUGGACAUUGUUCGUUCCGAUCACUGCAACGAGGACUUCCUGGAGCUGCGUUCUGGCGUCCAGGGUCCACUCCUUGGACUCUACUGCGAUAAGAAAUUGCCGGAGGGUCCGUUGCUGGUUAACUCUCAGCUUUGGAUUAAAUUCCGCAGCACACCGGGCAACACUGCCGGCGGUUUCCGUUUGCGCUGGAGCUACGUGCACAACAUUGAAAUUACAAAUGGCACCAAUGGAACCAUUGAGCAGCCUCCAUCGCUCUUCCUUAACGACGAGUUUGAGCCCUUCACUUGGCGCAUUUUCGCGGAGCGCGAAAAGGUUAUAGUCUUGCAUUUUGACGAAUACAUUUCCGGCCUUUUGCUGUUCGAUGGCUAUGAUGACAGUGCUUUGGUGGUCAACAUUGCAGCCAGUCCAUGGACUUUCACAUCCAGCAGCAAUGUGGUCUACUUGAAGACCAUGAAUGCGGAUCUUAGGGACUUCCGUUUGAAGUGGCACGUGCUCGACUCCCAUCUGGUGACGGGUAAUGUCACCCUGACCUCCAAGCAGUGUACCCAGGAGCUGACGAUGACAUCCUCUGCCCGCAUUGAAUUAAGUUCGCCGGGUUAUCCACAUGGCUACGCACCCAAUCUGAAUUGCGAAUGGACCCUGAGGCCAGAGGACCCUACUCGUCAUAUCUUGGUCUAUUUUUACAAAGCAGAUCUGGAGGUCUUUUCCGACUGCACCGCCGAUUAUCUACAAAUUCAAAGUUCGCCCGAUCUAAGCCACUGGACGAAUGAGGUGCGCGUUUGCAAGAAACGGGAAUCUACGGAUGCGAUUAUCCCAGUUCAUGGCACGCCACAUCUGCGACUGCAGUUCCACAGCGAUGUGUCCAUUAAUGGUACCGGUUUUCAGGCGAACGUCCGCACUGCCUGUGGCUCCAAUAUGACUGGCACCGUGGGCACCAUUCCAGAGCCGCCCUUUCAAGACAUCAAUGUAUGCGCCUGGCACAUCGAUGUGCGACCAGGUCGUAAAAUUGACAUCACGAUUACUUACAACGGCCCACCUUCUGCCGGUGACUGUGAGGUGUAUGGUCUUAUCUACGAUGGAUUGGAUGACCAUGCUCCCUUGCUGGAGCACAGCAAGUUCUGUAACCAUGAGGGUUUUAAGAAAACAACGUUUCGGACGAGUAGCUCGCAUGCCUACGUGAAAUACCAACUGGGCAAUAGGAGAUCAUUGGAUACAAACCUCUGGACUCUCACGUACCGAGAGUUUAAUGAGUGUGAUAGUGAGAUUAAGUUGACCCAGCAGGCUCCCAAGUAUGUGGUCAUGUCACCAGGAUUUCCAUAUCUACCCCAACCGCAUUCGGAUUGCACGUGGUUGAUAAUGGCGCCGGUGGGUGAGACCAUCGCGGCCGACUUUGACGAGUCAUUCGAACUGAGUGCUCGGCACUGCGACAAGGAGCAUGUGGAGUUGUUUGACGGCUCCACCAAACUGGCCCGCAGCCUGAGCCGCGUCUGCCGCAAGCCACAGGCCACGGUGCGCAGUACCGGCAACCUGCUUCUCGUCCACUACCAGUCGCAGCUCGAUGAACCCACUGGAGGUUUUAGGCUCAACUUGUCACUGAGCACAUGUGGCGGCCAGUUCAGCGGGUCGCCUGGCACUCUCAGCUCGGAGAACUAUCCGCAUUUGGGAGGAUAUCCAAAGCCAUCGUUGUGCGUGUACAGCAUUCGCUUUCCCAAGGACACGUUCAUCCGGUUGAACAUCACCGAUCUGCACCUGCCCUUCGAUCCCAGUGGAACAUCCUCAAAAGAAACCAGCGAUCGCCUGGAAAUCGUUGACUUGGCGGACCCAACCAAAGAGCUACUGAUCGUGGAUGGCAGCACAGUCACGCCCAUGCUCGUCACCCUAAACACCAACGCCGCAGCCAUUCGCUUUGUUGCAAUCAAAAAUGUUAAUAGCUAUCGGGGCUUUAAGUUGCAAUAUCAGCGCGCCCUGGGAACGUGCUCGCGAGAUAUAAGCGGAGUGGAGGGGGACAUCGUGUUCCCGCGCUUGCCACAAUCAUCCUGGCUGAGAUUCUGUCGCCUGACCAUCAAAGUUCCCAAGGGACAGAGGGUGCGGCUGCGUCUUCUUAAUCUGGCUGACAUACGCGUUGUCAUGCGAAACGACACCAGAUACGUUCGCUUAGCGAAUGCGGCACACUUUUCCUUUUACAACGACGCCAACUCACUGUCCAAGAUCACAGAAUUCCGGAUCAAUAGCUACAACGGCAGUGGAAUAAUCGAGUCAACGGACAAUUUUAUGCUCGUCGUUGUCCUGGCCAGUCAGUUGGACUUGAGCUCCACAGCGCUAAGAGCUCGCUUCAGCUCCAGUGAGCCAACCGUGUGUCCGCCGGACAUUGGAGACCAGGCAACGGGAUCGCUUUCCAUCCAGACGCUUCUCCAGCUGCCCAGCUACCACUGCAGCAUCCAGUUCUCCUGCGCUGCAAGUACAACGCUCACCUUUAAGGUCGAGGAGUACCUGCUCCAGACCAUGGGCGGUCCAGCGGUUGUGUUUGUGGAUGACGUCCAGCGUGUUCCGUUCAAGGCGAUGUUCGCCAAUGUCACCAAUAGUUUUGUAUCUCUGGCCACCACAGUCGGACGUGUGACGCUCCUGAACAGCGACAAUGUUAAGUUGCGGCGCUUCCGGGCCACAUAUCGGCGACACCGUUGCGGCGGACGACUGCAGGCCGCUGAGGGAACUGCCAUCGAGUCGCCAGAGAUCCUGCCCACCCUUGAUGACGAUUACGGUGUGCUGGAGUGCCUUUGGACGCUAACCAACAGUAAUGGCUAUGUUCUGGAGGGCAACGCAACCCUCACCGACCGCUGCGAUCGGGAAUACAUUGUGAUCUUCAGCGGGCAGACGGAAGUGGGUCGCAUUUGUCGCGGCAUGACCGUAAAUAGCACGCUUCUGGCGCGUGCCACCUCAACUGUUCUGUACCAUUCGGAAAACCGAGACCUCGGAGCCAGCCGGUUCAUCCUGAUCGCUCGGCAGUCCAUAUCCGUCGGCAAUGUGAUACGCCUGGAUCACCGACCAGCGCCACCGGUGACGAUCGAGAGCAAGGACUACCUGAACAACAUGGAGCGCGUAUGGGAGUUCAUGACCAAGGAUGGGCUCUCACUGAAGUUACAAUUCAAGGACCGCUUCUUCAUUGAACUGUCACCCAACUGUACGAACGAUCGGUUGACCGUCGAGCGCUACGAUCGCUCGGCUGGAGCGUAUGUGGAGGUGACCAGCCUCUGUGGCAGGCAAACGCCGCCCGAAAUUCUAGUGCCAUCCACCCGGAUUCGCGUGAUAUUCCGCACGAAUUCCAAUGUGACGGGCGAUGGCUUCAGUUUCCAAGUCUCCCCCAGCUGCGAUGCCGUACUGCAGGCCACGGCAGGUGUUCAGAUCCAGGAGACUCCCAGCUGGACAACCUACCGCCUGCAGCACUACAACUGCAGCUACACAUUCCUCGCCAACAACGACCAUCAACUGGUGGUCAGUGUGAAAAACCGAGGACAUCCAUGGGCACCGGUUAGCUGUACCAGAACUUACUUCGAAGGUUAUCGUUCAGUUGCUGGAAGCGUGGAAACAAGUAUGGGCAAGCUGUGUCCCGAUUUCGAGGUGCAUGGCUAUGACAAACUUCGCCUGCAGUUUGUUUCCACAACGACGCAUGGAUUCGAGCUGCAAUACCAUUUAAUUGGAUGCGGUGGCGACCACAAUGAAUCCUUCACGCUUCGCCCGCCGCAGGAUGAAGAGCACGACGUGUAUGCCCACGACAUGAAGUGUGAGUGGAGAGUGGUCGCACCACCGCAACACGCCGUGGUCAUUGAGUUCAAGUACUUUGACAUGGAGGAAGCUCAGAACUGUCGCUUCGACAGUCUGAGCAUUUACCGCGGCAAAGUGGCCAGCGUGGAGCAGAGGGUAGACCAACUGUGCGGCAAUAAGACGAGUCCGCCCACCAUCAUGGUGGACAGCAACGAGGCACUGAUUGUCCUGUCCACGGACAGUUCCAACAGUCGCCGCGGCUUCCUGGCCAGCGUUCGCUUCACGCAGAACUGCAACGAGCGCGUGAGCCUGGACUCGGAAGGGCCACGUACGAAUUUGAUGCGUUCGUACCGCAUCAAUGCCACCGAACCGCUGCUGUGCCACUUCAGUGCGAGUGUUCCGCCCGAUUAUCGACUUUCUCUGGAGGUGCGCAAAUUGCAACUAAACGGUGCUGACUGCCGCACUUGCAGCUACUUAGAGAUCCUGGAUAGCGCAGAGGUCGAAGACCGAAACCUGGGCAAAUACUAUGGAUCGGGUGCGAACCGGACCAAGGUGUUCAGUUCCUACUCGGACAUGGACUUCCAUCUGAGCGCCAAGAGUGGACAGGAUAGAAACAUUAGCUUCGAGCUGAUUCUGCAAAUGGAACCCACUGUAUGCGGUAAAGCGGUGUACAACAUGCGCAUAUACGAGACCGUUACACUGGGCAUACAGUACGACAAUAGCACAAGGAGCUACGAGGGAAAUAUUCAUUGUACUUGGACAAUUAAGUACGAAGGAUAUUUGGAAAUAGAUUUCCAAAAGUUACGCCUUAAGGAAAUAUCGCAGAGAACUGGAAAAUGCGAGGACUACUUGAAAGUGUCCAAGUCUUACUUCACCCAAUCCUUUUGCGGACAACACGACAAAAGCUUCAAGUUGAAUGAAGAAAUUGAUUUAUCUGACAUGCAACUCACCUUCCACAGCGACGAACUCGAGGAGUCCCAAGGGUUUGAAGUUGUCAUCCGACGAAAGCCAACAUGCAAUGGAAACUAUACAGAACUGAGUCAAUUUAUUGAUGUCAACUAUCUUACCAGCUGUACAGAUUAUAUUCGAGUACCAAAGGGUUACAGCAUUACGCUAUACGUAAUGUCUGUGAUGUUCAGCAAUUUGGAAAAUAACUACUUCAACGUGACGGAUCUAAAUUCAAACAAGACAAUUUUCACCACUUCGCACAUUCAAUGGGAAACCUCUGCCAGAAUUACGACCACCAACGAGUUGCGCCUCGACAGCCGUGGAGUAUCCUUCCUCAAGCUCUUCUACUUUUCCACAAGCAACCAAUUUCCCGGCGGCUGUGGCGGUGAGCUAGCAGUGCUUGGCUCGAAGGGAAGCUACCUAGAGAAUCCCUCCUACGAAGGCCGCAAUAGUUCAUUGUGUACUUGGACUAUAUCCGUACCCCCAGGCGGAAACCUGCGAUUUAGUUUCCAAGAAUUCAACAUGGGCUCGGAAACCAAUUGUGAUCUGGAUAAUGUACGAUUGUAUGCCAACACUACGGACGGCCGCAAACUUGUAAAAAACCUCUGUGGAUCAAGGAUUCCAAAUGAUUUUAUCAUAGCCAACAAUAACGUUGUUUUAAUUGCAAAAAAGUCGCCAAAUUUUGAUGGAUUAGGUUUCAAGAUGGAGAUUAAGCAUACGAAUUGAAAACUGCUACAUUUUCAAUUGAUUCCGAAUUUAUACAAAUAAUUCAAUAUGUUUAUAAAGUACAAUGCUCAAUACUUAUUUAAGUAUUACUUUUUAAAAAUGCUGAACUAUUAAUAACAAAACACAUUUUAAUCUUGAGGAUAUCCAUCCAUCCAGGUAAUGUAUGGUGGACAAUAAGAAACCAAACUCUUUAAAACUAUUGAGCAGCACAUAAAGCAAGAUAAAGAAGAACAGGUGAAAAAACCAGGAAUUAAUGAGAAUUAAUCAUCAGCUAAAUUAAAUUUAAAACUAAUAAAUCAGCUAUGUAUUUAUUAAUGUAAAAUAAUGUAGCUUGAUAAAAGUGCUGGACAGAACUGGAAUUAAAUUAAAACUACAGAACAUAAAAACAUACAUAUACAAAUAACUAAAGAUCAAAUGCAAACAUAAUUGACUUUAUAAGUAUUGACAGUCAGCCUAUAAAAAUAAGGGGACUCCCCGAAAUCUUCACGUAUGAUAAGCAGCAGUUGAACACUAAUGGUGUGAACAAAAAGCUAUUACAAUAAACAUCUAUUGCACAUUUCAGUA
Molecule: messenger RNA, 11529 nt
Organism: Drosophila elegans
Lineage: Eukaryota; Metazoa; Arthropoda; Insecta; Diptera; Drosophilidae
Product: cubilin homolog
Exons: 17
Coding region: 139-10965 (3608 amino acids)
Molecular function (GO): calcium ion binding
Source: RefSeq, a predicted model, not a curated record